GGGGGCACCGCCGGGCAGAGCGGCGAGGGACAGCCCGCCUCGCCGCCGCCUCCCGCGCCGCAGGACGAGAAGGAGCAGGGCCGGGAGGAGGAGAAGGAGCGGGGCAGUGAGGCGGGCUGCGAGGACCCGCUGGAGCACCCCGGCGAUAGCUGCCGGGAGCUGCCGCCGCCGCCCACCCCGGACAUCAACCAGCUGCCACCUUCCAUCCUCCUCAAGAUAUUUUCCAACUUAUCUCUGAAUGAGCGUUGCCUUUCAGUGUCAUUAGUCUGUAAAUAUUGGCGUGACCUCUGUUUAGAUUUCCAGUUUUGGAAGCAACUGGAUCUCAGUAGUCGUCAGCAGGUGACUGAUGAGCUGUUGGAAAAAAUAGCAUCAAGAAGCCAGAAUAUUACUGAAAUCAAUAUUUCUGACUGUCGCAAUGUGUCUGAUACAGGAGUAUGCAUAUUAGCAAUUAAAUGUCCUGGGCUCCUAAGGUAUACUGCCUACAGGUGUAAACAGCUUUCUGACACCUCUAUUAUUGCAGUUGCCUCUCAGUGUCCUCAUCUUCAGAAAGUGCAUGUGGGUAAUCAAGACAGACUCACUGAUGAAGGCCUGAAGCAGCUCGGUUCAAAAUGCAGGGAAUUGAAAGACAUACAUUUUGGGCAGUGUUACAAGAUCUCAGAUGAAGGAAUGAUCAUCAUAGCUAAAGGCUGUCUGAAGCUGCAAAGAAUAUAUAUGCAAGAAAACAAAUUAGUGACAGAUCAGUCAGUGAAAGCUUUUGCUGAACAUUGCCCUGAGCUGCAGUAUGUUGGUUUCAUGGGCUGCUCUGUUACUUCAAAAGGAGUCAUUCACCUUACCAAUCUAAGAAACCUCUCGAGCUUGGAUCUACGCCAUAUCACAGAACUGGAUAAUGAAACCGUGAUGGAAAUAGUAAGGAGAUGCAAAAACCUUAAUUCUCUCAAUCUGUGUCUGAACUGGAUCAUUAAUGACAGAUGUGUGGAGGUGAUUGCCAGAGAAGGACGGAACCUGAAAGAACUGUAUUUAGUAUCCUGUAAGAUCACAGACUAUGCUCUGAUAGCCAUUGGGAGGUACAGCAUGACAAUAGAGACUGUUGAUGUUGGAUGGUGCAAAGAGAUCACGGACCGUGGAGCCACCCAGAUUGCUCAGCGCAGCAAAUCGCUCCGGUACUUGGGACUGAUGAGAUGUGAUCAGGUGAACGAGGCUACAGUGGAGCAGCUGGUGCAGCAAUAUCCACAUAUAACCUUCAGUACUGUGCUGCAGGAUUGCAAGAGAACACUGGAGCGGGCUUAUCAAAUGGGCUGGACACCCAAUAUGUCCUCUGGCUCCUAACCUUCUGUACCAACGUGUUCCACUCUGCUGCAUUCAGUAUAUCUAAUGGGGAUUGCAGAAGGGUUUAUAACCUUUCAUAUGAUGCAAUAUAGUUGUGAGUUUACAGAGGUUACAGUAAAAUGGCAAAAGCUGUACACUGAUCUUAAUGUACUGUACAACUAAGUACAAAUAUUGAAGCAAAAUUUUUGGAAAUGCAUUGUGGUUUUGUUUGCAUAAAAGUUAUAAAAGCCUUUGGCAAAUUUCUUGAAGUGGAUUCCUACUAGUUCUCUGGAUAGUUUGAGUUAUAGAUGUUAAGCUUGUUUUCCUCUGUUUACUUUGCCUUGGUCAUGUGUGUUUCCUUUGAUCUGUAAAUGGUAACUCAGUGCUAGCACCAGUGCAGUUGAUCAACAGAGGCCUGUGUUGAAACUGGGAACUAAACUUGACGCUUCUUAUUUACUAAAGCUAUGCCAGACGUUUUAAGACACAAAGUAAUAUGAAAAUCUACAGUGAACUUUUUCUUAUCAACAUCUUAGCUUUUUUUUUCCUUUAAAUAUAAGAAGCUGUACCAAUAUUAAAAUCUUUCCACCUUUUAAUAAUUAAUAAUUAAUUAAUGACAUUUUAAUAAUGAGAAUACUGCUUACCCUAACAAUAAUAACCAGGUACACUUCUUGAAGACAGAGAAUAAGUGAGUACACCAACUAUCAGAAAUAAGUUGGCAAUGCUUAUUAUAUAUGGCUGAAAAAAAUCGCUGUCUAUUGUAAAUGAACUUGUCUCCUCUGACUGUGCUGUUCUGUUGAUGAAUUGGAAAAUUCAGAUGAAUGGGUGUACGUCAAUAACAGGAUCCCGCAGAUUUUACAAUGCAAGUAGUGCUUACCUUGAGAAGGCCAUCUAAACAUGAGUCCCAUCAUCAGUAUAAUUUUGUAGGAUCAGAGGCUUCUUAAUAGUGUGUACAAGGAAAUAUCCAAAUUAGACACACAGAAUGUUUUAUUUUCUUUGUGGGACUGUUAUGGUUUAACCCCAAACAGCAAUCUAGUAUCACACAGCCUCUCUAUCCCUCCCUCUCACACACUGCAUUCUAAGGAGUUAAAUUUGAGCAGGGAAUUGUGAAAAUACAGACAUUGCAGCUUCAGUUUGGAGUUGCCUUAACCUUUAGAGUAUUACCAUUUGGUUAAGAAUGUUGUCAGGUGUGUAACACUGGAUAUUUGUUUUUCAAAGGUUACAGCAUUUUAAUCCAAACUAUGAAAUGCUUAAGCUUCAGCUGAAAAGUUGCCAUUAUUGUCAAAAUGUUUUGCUAAUCCAGAAGGCCUAAUGCAACAUAACAUAGGAGCUUGUUUAGUAUGGCUGUAUAACUCUGUGAAGCUAUUUGUUGAUUUCCAUAGCAUAAUUUUUUACAGCAGAAACAUCAGCUCACGUUCCUUCCAGUAAGGAUGUUGAAUGUUUUAUUAGACUUUUCAAAAUGGGGAUGAACUAAUUUCUCUGGAAAAAAAAAAAA
This is a messenger RNA of Cyanistes caeruleus (blue tit), 2797 nucleotides long. RefSeq names its product F-box and leucine rich repeat protein 17 (gene FBXL17). Lineage: Eukaryota; Metazoa; Chordata; Aves; Passeriformes; Paridae. Gene Ontology annotation, cellular component: cytoplasm. The record is from RefSeq and is a predicted model, not a curated record. Gene Ontology annotation, molecular function: protein binding.